AUGGUGGCGGCUCUCUCUAUGUCAGCGGCUCUGAGGCACCUUGUUGUGGGGAGUGGGGUUGUCGCGGUUCGUCUGUCGCCGGCCAGGUCACUGAGCACUUCCACAUGGCGGCUGGCACAGGACCAAACUCGAGACACGCAACUUAUCGCAGUUGAUGAAAAAUUGGAAGAACUUGCAAAUUCCCAAAGCAAAUGGACCACCAUUGAGGGAGGUAUCCAGUAUCUGAGGGAAUUAGCCAUGUUGGAGGUGAUCUAUAACAACCUGGAUGUCGACCAGGCAUCCGAAGACCUGGAUCAAAUCCAGUGCAUGCGGUCCAUGUGGCGAAAAGCUGAUCCUUUAUCCAACAUGGUUCUUACUUUCUCUACUAAAGAAGAUGCUACUGCCUUUGCUGAAAAAAAUGGCUGGAGCUAUGAGGUUGAAGAGAAGAAGAUUCCAAAACCUAAAUCCAGGUCUUAUGGUGCAAACUUUUCUUGGAACAAAAGAACAAGAGUAUCUACAAAAUAGGUUGGCAUUGGCUGUACGACUGUGAAUAAAGUCAGCUGUGCUGUAUUUAUAGUCCAUGUAUAAUACAUCUCUUAAUCUCCUAAUAAAUUUGACCUUU
Messenger RNA from Gymnogyps californianus (California condor), 601 nucleotides. Its product is annotated as NADH dehydrogenase [ubiquinone] iron-sulfur protein 4, mitochondrial-like. Gene Ontology annotation, biological process: electron transport chain. The record is from RefSeq and is a predicted model, not a curated record. The coding region runs from base 1 to 504 and encodes 167 amino acids. NCBI's taxonomy places the organism in Eukaryota, Metazoa, Chordata, Aves, Accipitriformes, Cathartidae. The transcript has 5 exons.